AUGACUCCCAAGUUGCCACAUUUUGUGAGCUUUUGGCGGUAUCUCUUCGAAGUCAAUGCUCUGGAUGAGCUCGAAGAUGUCUGUACCGUGACUCUCCUGGCAGCGAAAGCGCUCAUAGACGAAGAACGGGCCACAAACAUCACUGCCUCCACGCUGUCAAUCCAGGCCAGCAUGUGCGAGAGCACAAGCAACGUUGAGAAAGCGAUUGAGCUCAAUAUGAAAGGAUAUGAAAUGCGUUUGGCCGAGAACCCGAUAAAAGGGGGGCUUCUAGGCGGCUUUGAACAAAAUCUGGCAUAUAAUUUCAAUACGGCAAAUCAGCACAAGGAAGCCGUAGAAUGGUUCAACAAGUCCAAAAAACGGUGGAUUGCUUGGAAUGUCCAAGAGGGCCGGGCGGCAGAUAGGCCAACGGUUACCAAAAAGAACACAGCAAGAUGCCUUUUCUAUCUCGGCAGAUAUCGGGAGGCGGAGAGCUUGGUCAAAGUUUCAAAGACAGAGUUCAGAAACGAAAAAGUUCUGAAUUGGGCGAUGCUUGCCUAUGCAUAUUUUGUUCACGGGACCAUCCAGCAAAAAACGGACAGGCUCGAAGCUGCAUCGGCCAGCUUUGUCGAGGCACAGAAACUUUGGAUGGGAGGUGACCAGACAAGAUUGCAUCCUUUCCCCGCAGGAUGCAUAUAUAAAACUGGCGUGGUCUAUCUUGCCCUGGGAAAAAUUGAAGUAGCAAUCAACCGUCUUCGAGAGGCCUUGGCCAUAACCAAGUUUCACGCCGAUCGCAUGCCCGCUGAGCAUGCACGACGUCUUUCCAAACUAUCCGAGGCUUUACUUCAAGGUUCUUGUGAUGAUGACGGAAAGGCCAAAGACCUGAGAGAUGAAGCCGAAGUGUUCCUCGUGCGCCGAGAUCCAGCUGAAACAGAUUUCGGUAGGGAGGAGAGCUACAACUCGCUGGUACCCAUUUUUUGGCGUUAA
This is a messenger RNA of Akanthomyces muscarius, 963 nucleotides long. RefSeq lists its product as uncharacterized. Gene Ontology annotation, molecular function: protein binding. The record is from RefSeq and is a predicted model, not a curated record. Bases 1 to 963 code for a protein of 320 amino acids. NCBI's taxonomy places the organism in Eukaryota, Fungi, Ascomycota, Sordariomycetes, Hypocreales, Cordycipitaceae. The transcript has 4 exons.